Molecule: messenger RNA, 5413 nt
Organism: Schistosoma curassoni
Lineage: Eukaryota; Metazoa; Platyhelminthes; Trematoda; Strigeidida; Schistosomatidae
Source: the annotation of a GenBank genome assembly
AGUGUCACCCUAGCCAACGAUUCUAGUACGCGAAACACUGUUCCAGGUCUACUGAAACCUCUCUCCAAACUACACAUUGGAGACUUCAACGUACACACCCUAUGUCGAAUCGGCCAGCAGACCUCCUUGACUAAGACUCUGGAAUCUCGUACCAUUAAUGUAUGCUGUCUCAGAAACACUCACACAGGACCCUAGUGUGGUCAGUCACUCGACCUCAGCUCGCCGAAAUGAUCUUACGGCUCAUCAACCGACCUGUAUGACAUGGUAGGACCUUAAGGAACAGUUGUUGCAGCCAGUAUAGCUCGGUUGCUUCGUCACGUUAGGCAAGCCCGACCACCACGUCAAGGUAGUAACAACAGUCGAGCAAUCCGCACUUAAUCAGUUGGCAAUCAAUGUCCGUAUGUACGGUAUGUGCUUUGCACCUUCGAAGUACAAAGUACUUUUACAAGACUGGCAGGAUUCUGAUCAUGUACUCACUUUGGGUGGUGAGCAGGUAGAAGUAGUCGGGAAUUUGUGUACCUGGGUAGAUGCAUAAGUGCUGGUGGUGGCGUGAGUGAUGAGAUCAAUGCACGUAUAGUGAAAGCCAGAGCGGCUUAUGCCAAUCUGGGCCACCUUUGGCGCCUUCGUGAUGUUAGUCUGACUGUAAAAGGUCGAAUCUACAACGCAUCGGUGAGUGCAGUUUUACUCUAUGCUUGUGAAACCUGCCCUCUCCGAGUUGAGGACGUUAGACGACUCUCUGUGUUCGAUCAUCGCUGUCUCCGAAGGAUUGCUGACAUCCAGCGGCAACACCAUGUCAGUAAUGAAGAGGUUCGGCAUCGUGUGUUCGGGCGCAGAGACGAUAGUUCAAUUGGUGUCACCAUCUCGAAACAUCGACUUCGGUGGCUUGGACAUGUCCUACGAACGUCGUCCCAGAGAAUUCCACGUCGUGCAUUAUUUGCCGACGCGCGGACUGGUUGGAAGAAGCGGAGAGGUGGUCAGUGUAUGACAUGGUGUCGUGGUAUGAAAGGAAGCUGCAAAGGACUGGCUUCUGUCGGUCCUUCACGACUCCCUGGUUGGGGUCUGAGAGAUGGUGCAACACAGUGGCUAGAGACGUUAUCAGAUAUGGCUCAGAAUAGAAGCCAGUGGCGAUCCUACUGUAAUCUUCUUUUACUUUCUUCAUAAAAAGUGGUUGUAUCUUCCUUAACUGAAAGAAUUCUUCUGGUUGUACCUUUCUGUUUCUCGCAUUAUUAUUAUUAUCAUUACACUACCAUACACUAAGCUGUGGUCGUUAUUGUUCUUUUUUUAUUUCUUAUACGCACCUUACCUUCUUUCUUACUCCCCAUUCUCAUUGCUUUGUGUGGCACAUGUAUAUUUGGUGCCCCCGUGUAGCAAUAUUUGUGUUCAAAUAAAUAAAUUGUCUGAAUAAUUAAUAAUACUAAUAAACCACAGAAAAUAAUGCGGUCAUGUGAACUUUCAAUCAUAGGUAAACAAUUGUCAGACGUUUUUCAAGUACAUUAGUGGCAAACAAAAGUGAUUAUUCUAAUUUGGAAUUCCCUAGUUAGAGAACAGAGGAAUGAAAGACCGUCCGAAUAUUAGGAUCAGCGGUAACUUGUAUGGAUAGAGACUGUCAAAAGCUAACUUUUUGACCUCUUUAGUAUUCGUCUCGUGCUAAUGAGAUGUGGCUAACCCACACUAGUGCCAGACUACAUUGCUUACGAUUGAGUUGCUACUAUUUCAAUAAUCAUAUUUUGGACAUGAAUCUUUCUAUCCCUUAUUAUAUCAGUAAAAAUCAGAACUGUAGAAUACGAAACAAGAAUGAUUAGAAAAUGACGAGGGUCACUUGGGGAAAGACGUGACAACAAGCAGAGAACACUUAGUUUACCUAGGUAAAAUCCAAUGAGGAAAUAUAGGUAAUAUUUUCUAUCAAAAUGCGAUAUGCAUUUCAGCAACCAUUGACCCAUAUAUUGUCUAUUGCACGUGCCACUAGAAGUGAGUUUUUUUGUGCUCCAUUGGGAAACUUGACUCUGAAUUCACAUCUCAAUCUCUGCCUAAACUUACGUCGAAUAGCCUAAUUUGCUCUCAAAUUUCGUUUUGUGUGGCACAUGUAUAUUUGGUGCCCUCGUGUAGCAAUAUUUGUGUUCAAAUUAAUAUAUAAAUAAAUAUCAACUAAUCAGUUUUCAUUGAUUGCCAAAAUCACAGUAACUUUAUUAAAAUAAACGAAAGUUAAUUGAAGUUCAGUUUAUUCAAUGCAUAUUGAUUGAAAUUAUGCAGUUGAAAAUAUUCAGGAAGUCAUUAAACAGUUUUAUUUUCGAACAAAUUAACGCAACGAAAUGCAUUAAAAGUUGACUGACCAAAAAUCACCUUAAAUAUGUGCAAAUUUUAAGGUGGAUUUUCUUUUUUGUAUGUUAUAUUUGGAAGUGUCAUAACCCUAAUAUCCCUCAUUUUCAAAAUGGAACAGUCCGAGGUUAGUUUUUGGUCUUUCUUUUCCGAUUAAUGACUGGAUAUUUAGUUCACAGGUGUUCUUUCCCCCAGAGAAUAAAACACCGAUCGAGUGAAUCUAAGCCAUUUGUUCUUAACUGAAUCUUAACGGUUAACAGAUAGCUUAGAGGCAAAUUGAUAAUAUGACCGUUAAAAUGGGCUAUCUUGUUUAUGUGGGUACUGCGGUGAUGUUUGCUGAUGUGCCUGUUGAUUUCAUUUAGUUUGUUGUUUAGAUUUCUCCGUUUUCUGGAUUUUUUAGCAUAUUGUGACUGUGGCGUCCGUUUUAAUAGCUUAUUAUAUUACAUUUACUGCUUCGGUGGUUUUUGAAUGAGCAUAAUUUGGCAAAAUGUCAUGCACUUCAACGCUAACGUAUAGAUUUCAGAGUUUUCUUUUUGAUAACUUAUUGCUUGAGUGCAAUGCGGUAAAUCGUAAAGGCUUGGGACCAGGAUCAGAUUCAUUGUUAUGUGCAUGAACUUCGAGAUCACACUUUGUUGCAGACUGGACUAAAAUGGUAUAAAUCCCGAUAUUCGUUAACCGUUAAUCUUUGGCAACAACAUCAAUACAGCUUAACAUGGGUUCUUAUUCGAUGUAAUGCGGCAAAUCAGAGCUAGUGGUUGAAGAUGUAUUAACUUCAAGAAAAUUACCGUAGAAAAUCUAGAUAAAUAUGAACCGUUGAUCCAGUUAACACUUAUAUCUAUCUUCAGUGUUUUCCACAAUCAUCCAUAGUAGUCAUUAUUGUGAAUUAAAAUUGUGUUCGUUAUUUUCUAAUCAUGAACAAUUGGCUGAAUAUUUCAAUACAAAGUGGUAGUUUCUUCUUUAUGCGUUGUAUUUGAGGAUGUCACAUCAACAACAGCUCUGUAGAGUAAUCAAACUCGACUCAACCAAGUGUGAUAUCGAUAGAACAUCAACUCCACUAUGAUGCUUAGUGUGUUCAGUAUUUCCAUCUCUUGCAAAUUUGAUUCGUCUUGAUUACUUACCACACGUAGAUUUGGUGGCUCAGCGAUCAAGACCCUCUCAGCCGCUAAGUUACGAGCCUGAUCUCUGUCCCACCUACUUCAACUUUGGGGAUUGGGUAGUAUCGAAGCUCUUGCACUUAAUGCGUGGCUCGUAGCCUAAGGUAUAGAUCUAUACUUGGUAAAUGACCCUUAAAAAAUAUAAAACACUUCUGACCACUCCCACAUCGUCAGUUACGUAACAAAGACACCGUAGAAAUUAGUUAACCGAUUUUAUCCAGAGAAUGUUACUCCACCAAUGUCCUUGCUCCAGGUUGUCGAAGACUCCUUCAUAUCUGUUAUAAUUCUCUCUUACGGUUAUAACCCAGUUAUUCCUAUUGCUUAGUAUUCUCGGACACCGAUUCACUCGACAAGUCCCCAAAUCAGAACACGGUUGAACAGCAAAGAGAUUAUAUUCCAAUAACAAGGUUAGAUGGAAGUAAGAAGCACAAUAGGGAAAACGUUAGUAUAUUUAUAGUUUUUCACAUGAGAUUUCUAGUGUUCACUAAGUAUUGACUAACACUGAUUGGAUAAGAAUUAGCCAAUCAGCGUGCACCAAAGCAAUCGUGCAUUGAGCAUGCUUUAAUCCAGUCUAUGUCCCGCUAACAAUAUUCUUUUCGGAUUCCUCGUUUAUAUUGAUGCUUAUGUGUAAAAAAUAAAGCUUUCUCAUAAUCGAUGUUUAAAAUCACGAAUGGUUAACUGGUUGAUUUUAUUUCGAAAUAUUUUCUAUGACUUUCGCGGUUAUCAUUCUAGCGUUUCCUUUGUAGAUGAAGAAGCGAUUACAUCGAUCUGUCGGUUGUUUUGGAUUUAGAUCUAUUCAUCUUUUUUCAAACACAGCGAUUACCAGUAAAAAGCUGCAAUCCAAAAAUCCCCCUAUUCAGAACUCUGAUCCAGACCCCAAAACGUAUAACAAAGGACAAAAUUUACCAGCAUCUAGUGAUUAUGACCUAAUGUUAAGUAGUCUAGUAAAAGAAAAUGAUGCCUCCUCAUGUUCCACUUCUCAAGUGACCAAUACUAAUGUGCAUAAUAGUAAUCUAUCACACACAAAAACUAGCAACGUCGAGGAAAAUGGAAAAUACUUAGUGUUUGGCGGUAAAGUUUCCGAACCUCGUGCCCCACGUAUUUCUAAUGUCAGAAAACAACAACCGAUGAAAUUUCAAUCUCGUACACUCAGUCCUUCCGAUAAUCAAGAUGUACAUGAGUCGUUGCAAAGAAAUUUUAUCCUUAACUGCUCAUCUGUUUCAACAUUGAAGCGCAACUCUUCCGAAACAAGAAAAACUGAUGAUUUCGAUCUACAAUUUGAAAAGCAAUUAAAUAAUGGUAGUAGACAUUAUGACCUAAAUAAUGAUGUAUCAGAAGAUAUUCACAAUUACUUAUUGAAUUCUCCAUCCUGUACAAAUUUACUAAACACUGUAACUGCCAAAUGUUCAGAUAAAAAGUUGAUUUCCAAGACGGUAAGUCUUGGAAUUCCUACACAAAGGCCAAAUCAUCCUCUAAAACUUUCUCCAUCUUUUAUGGAAUCAACUUCAAUGAAAACUGUUAAUGAUUCUUUGCGUCAUGAAUUAAAGCAUCCAUCUAGUUUCCUGUUUGCUAAUGAACAAAGAGAAAUGGUUGAGGAAUUACAAGCAACAAGAAUUAUUCUUUUGAAACUGAAACGUUUAUUAGUCGAGACUCCGAUUUCGGGAAAUAAUCUUUAUUCUUCGACUUUCAAACCAACAAAUCUAUGUAACGACUCGUUGCAUUCCCUCAACUUUACCAUGUGUCAUUGUAAUUUGCCGAAGAUAAUCGACCAAUACCCUCUAUCUGUAACAAAUCAAUCAAUAGAACUGGUCUCGAAGAGCUUAUUGAUAGCCUUGCACAGCUUCACUUUGAAAAAUCAGAAAUUCUAUGCGCUACCUAAUAACUGUAAAUCAACGUUUUAUCGCUUCAGAACUACUACAUAUCCUGAGGAUUUGGAUACUUAA